AUGGAACGUUUUAUACGUAAUAUGGGUCUUGGACAAUUACCUAGAGAUUUACAAGGCGGUGGAGCUCAAGGUGAUACACCAAUGGUUGAUACAGCUGAACAAGUUUAUAUAUCAUCAUUAUCACUUCUUAAAAUGCUUAAACAUGGUCGAGCUGGUGUACCAAUGGAAGUUAUGGGAUUAAUGUUAGGUGAAUUUGUCGAUGAUUAUACAGUUCGUGUUAUUGAUGUUUUUGCUAUGCCACAAUCGGGUACUGGUGUUAGUGUUGAAGCUGUUGAUCCUGUAUUUCAAGCUAAAAUGCUUGAUAUGCUUAAACAAACAGGUCGUCCUGAAAUGGUUGUUGGCUGGUAUCAUUCACAUCCAGGUUUUGGUUGUUGGUUAUCAGGUGUAGAUAUAAAUACACAACAAAGUUUUGAAGCUUUAACUGAACGUACAGUUGCUGUUGUUGUUGAUCCAGUUCAAAGUGUUAAAGGAAAAGUUGUUAUUGAUGCUUUUCGUCUUAUUAAUCCAAAUUUAUUUGUACUUGGACAAGAAGCACGACAAACAACAUCAAAUUUAGGUCAUUUAACAAAACCAUCUAUUCAAGCAUUAAUACAUGGUCUUAAUCGUCAUUAUUAUUCAAUAUGCAUUAAUUAUCGUAAAAAUGAAUUAGAACAAAAAAUGUUAUUAAAUUUACAUAAAAAAUCUUGGAUGGAUGGUUUAACAAUACAAGAUUUUAAUCAACAUAAUGAACAAAAUACCAAUGUUGUUAAACAAAUGCUUGAUUUAUCUAAAAAUUAUAUUAAAUCAUUAGAAGAAGAAGAAAAUAUGACACCAGAACAAUUAGCUAUAAGAAAUGUUGGUAAACAAGAUCCAAAACGACAUUUAGAAGAAAAUGUUGAUGCUUUAAUGACAACAAAUAUUGUUCAAUGUCUUGCUGCUAUGAUGUCAUUAGUUGUAUUCAAAUAA
This is a messenger RNA of Rotaria sp. Silwood2, 945 nucleotides long. The record is from the annotation of a GenBank genome assembly. NCBI's taxonomy places the organism in Eukaryota, Metazoa, Rotifera, Eurotatoria, Philodinida, Philodinidae.